AUGGGCUGUCGGAGUAGUAAACACAUAGACGAUGAAUACACAAAACCUCGUAAAUCCAAGGUCAAACGAUCCAAACCUCGCUCCCCCUUCUUCUCCCACAAGUCCUCGAAUUCUUCACAAUCUUCAUCUGCUUCUCUAUCUAAACAUUGUCCAACCUGCGAUCAACCUUACACUCAACGCAGCCCACGCAACUGGUGUCAACCGUGUGAAGCGAGGAGAUUUCAAUCGGACUUUCCUAACUGGACCUCUGGAAAUUUAUCUCUCGAUGCCGUCAUACAGUAUACUCAGUUACAUUCGACUGGACCAAAUAAAUUUUUAGAAUGGAUACCAUACGAUAAGCUUGAAAAUAUAAUGGAGAUCGGACGAGGCGGUUUCGGAGUUGUGUAUAGUGCUAUAUGGGAUUUGGGUCCGAAACUAUAUUGGCAUCCAAAAAAGCGUGCCUGGAUAAGAGAAGGCGAGGUUAAGGUUAAGUUAAAGAAGCUGGUUGGAAGUGCCGAUGCCAAGCUAGAAUAUUGGGUUCAGCUGGAACGGCACAGAUGUCACCAAAGUCAAUAUGUCCCUCAUUGGUAUGGCUACAGUCGUGACCCUAUAAGCAAAGAUUACAUCGUCGUCACUAUCCUCCCCGAUUACACCCUCCAUCGAUAUAUAGAAGAAUAUUCUAAUCAGUUGACGUGGGAACGUAGAGCAGGGAUAGUGUAUAACAUUGCACAUGGAUUAAUGGACAUACAUAACCUGAAACUAAUACAUGGGAAUUUGCACAGUGGGAACGUGCUGAGAGAUUGUAAUGGGAGUCAAGGUUUUACCUAUAUUACGGAUGUUGGAAAUUAUUCUCCUCCAAGCAAAGAAGAUGAGUGGGCUAUCACAUUUACAGACAUAAAUCUAUCUUUUCUAUCGACGCCAGAACCUCUCUACGGCGUACUGCCUUAUACAGCGCCAGAACUCUUGCACGGUUCUCCACGCACAGAACAUUCGGAUGUGUAUUCCCUUGGCAUGAUAAUGUACGAGAUAGCAGCGAGUAUUCCUCCUUUUUCAUGGCGUCCUCACAAUCAUGCACUCGCUGCCGACAUAUGCCGCGGUCUGCGUCCAGAAAUACCGGAGAACGCGCCGAAAUGUUACGUAAAGUUGAUGGUACAAUGCUGGGACGCUGAUCCGUCCCGAAGACCUAAUGUUAGAGAAAUAGAAAAGACAUUGAUGUCCUGGGGCUGGCAUAUGGGAUUGAAUCAGAACCAGGCUGUUGAGAGGCAGUUUGUUGUUGCCGAGAAAAUGCGGGUUAAGGCUUUAGAGGGAAGGAAAUCGAGAAUUAAUAAUAGUCAGGGGGAAAGGAAUAAACGGCGCAUAUAUCCAGAAGCAGUGUAUACUAGCAGAAAGUUGGAGUUUAAGAAUUUACCAGAGAUUGUUAGGGUCGAGUACGACUAUUAUGAGGAAGAAGAAUUAGAAACGGAAAAUGAGGAUAACGAGGAUAAUGGCGAAGACUAUGCGGACGAAAAAGGUAACAUGGAGGAAAUAGAUUCUACAAGGAACGAAGCAGAAGAACUAAGGAAAUUGGUGAUCAAGAGUGGAAUCGGUGGAAAUAAGGAUGUCGAUAGUUAUACCGAUAGAGGCUCAAACGAGAUGUCAUCAUUAUCGACGUUCUUUGCAGAAACUCUAGCAAAAGCAUUUGAGGGGAGAGAUUUACAAUUAGGUAAUAAGAGUCAGCAACAUACAUUGCCAAGUGAACAUUUUCUCACACUAUAUAUUCUUCACAAUUAUCAGGGACCUACGGACGCUCAUCGUAUCGCUCGAUAG
Molecule: messenger RNA, 1785 nt
Organism: Paraglomus brasilianum
Lineage: Eukaryota; Fungi; Glomeromycota; Glomeromycetes; Paraglomerales; Paraglomeraceae
Source: the annotation of a GenBank genome assembly